UUUUUUUUUUUCUUUUUCUUCUUAUUAUUAUUGUUAUUAAAAAUGGAUACAGUUUUGUAUUAUUUUGAUGAAUAUGUGUUUGAUAAAAUGUAUGCCAAAUUAUGGCCAUCUUAUACAAAGCAUGUAGCUGGAGCUGUGAUUUCUGCUUGGCCUCGAGAUGACUUUUGGCGUAUCAACCUUUCUUUAUUUAUGAUUACUUGCUUUUUUGGUUGGACAUUGUAUUUAUUGACUGCUACUUUGUCAUAUUACUUUGUAUUCGAUCACGAUUAUAUGAAACACCCUAAAUUCUUAAAGAAUCAAGUACGAAUGGAAAUUGAAUGUGCUUUAGGCUCAAUUCCAUGGAUGACACUCCUUACUCUUCCUUUCUUUACUGGUGAAGUCUUGGGUAAAUCUAUGUUAUAUGGUGGCAUGCCUCAAACAGUUCAAGAGUGGCUUUAUAUCCUUAUCUCUAUUCCCUCUUUCUUAUUCUUUACUGAUUGUGGUAUUUACUGGUUCCAUCGUUGGAUGCAUCACCCUAGAAUUUACAAAUAUCUUCACAAGCUUCAUCAUAAAUGGGUUAUUCCUACUCCUUUUGCUUCUCAUGCUUUUAAUCCUUUUGAUGGUUUCUUACAAUCACUUCCUUAUCAUCUUUAUGUUUUCAUGCUUCCUAUGCACAAAUACUUGUAUCUCUUCAUGUUUGUCUUUGUUAACUUUUGGACUGUUAUGAUUCACGAUGGUGAAUUUAUUUCACAUUCUUCUGUUAUCAAUACCAGUGCUCAUCACUUUGUACACCAUGUUUAUUUCAAUUACAAUUAUGGACAAUAUUUCACUUUCUGGGAUAAACUUGGUAAUUCUCAUCGUCAACCUACAGAUGAACAAUAUGUUAAAGCACUUCGUGAUGAUCAAAAAGUAAUGGCCCGUCAAGCUCAUGAUGCAGAAGAAAUCGAAAAUGAAACCCUUGGUAUUAAGCCCAAGUCUCAUUAAACAAAAACAAAACAAAACAAAAUCAUUUAGAAAACACUUCUUCCCUUUCUCCCCUCCCCCAAGAGUAACCUGGCGCUACUUUUACAAUUCAUACUUACUUUUAUAGAGAUUAUUGAUAUAUUUCAGUUAGCUUAUUGUAAUUUAUUUAUUACUUGUUAUUGUUUGCUGUAUUGUUUUUAUUAUUAUUUUUUGAUUUAUAAAUAAGCAGUUAUAACUUGUAUCAAUAAUCUUUUCAUAUACACAUUUUCUUAAACAAUCCAUAAUAAUCAUAGUAGUAGUUUUUUUUAUAGAAAAAUAAAGAAAUAAUAAUAAUCAAAAAAAAAA
Cokeromyces recurvatus is the source of this 1287-nucleotide messenger RNA. RefSeq lists its product as uncharacterized. NCBI's taxonomy places the organism in Eukaryota, Fungi, Mucoromycota, Mucoromycetes, Mucorales, Mucoraceae. The transcript is spliced from 4 exons. The record is from RefSeq and is a predicted model, not a curated record. Gene Ontology annotation, molecular function: oxidoreductase activity; iron ion binding. Gene Ontology annotation, biological process: lipid biosynthetic process. Bases 43 to 963 code for a protein of 306 amino acids.